UCGUUAAAUUAUGUGCUUCGUUCCUUGAAGAAACAAAAAUUCUAGACCUAAAAAUAUUUCUCUCUUCCCACUUUUGCCGAUUAAUUCACAAAUUCAAAGCUUUCUUCUGAAAUCCUUUGGAGAUCUUCUCUUUCUAUUUGCAUCGUCGAUCGAAUUAAACUGGUUUGGUUGAAGAAGCAUUAAUUCAUCUAAGGAGGUCUCUCAUAUCACCAAUUUUUGUACGUAAAGAUUCUCUUGCUUUAUUCUUUGUAUCGUUUUGCACCGUUGUUCUUGUUUUUGAUGUAUAAUGCUUGGCGUUGUUCUGAUUAAAGUUCUAUUUUCCCCAUUUUUUUCGCUGCUUUGCUUUGUUUACGUUAAAUUCUUUGUCAUUGUUUACAGAAUUGAUUUCUUGAUAGAACCUUAUCGAUUUGUCAACUUUCAUAAGUUUUCUAUGGCUUCUUUGACCGCCCCCUGCAAUAAUUUGGUUUUCCUUUUGAUGUAACUGAAGCCGUUUCUUGUUAUUGUUUUAAAGAAAAUAGGUAUGAGUUUUUAGAUUUGAUUAGUGUUUGUUUGGUCUUUCUUAUGGGUGAAUGAAAUUGACGGAAGCUAUUUUAUUUGCUUUACAUUCUUGGAUUUCGAUAUGCAUGUCUUGAACCAAGGGUUUUUAUUGUGAACAAUCUCUCUAGGCCAUUUUAUUUGCUUUACAUUCUUGAAUUUCGAUAUGGAUUUCUUGAACCAAGAGUUUUUAUUGUGACCAAUCUCUCUAAGCUAUUUUAUUUGCUUUACAUUCUUGAAUUUCGAUAUGGAUUUCUUGAACCAAGGGUUUUUAUUGUGAACAAUCUCUGUAAGCUAUUUAAUUUGCUUUACAUUCUUGAAUUUCGAUAUGGAUUUCUUGAACCAAGGGUUUUUAUUGUGGACAAUCUCUCUAAUUUCUGAAGGGAUACCACCCUCAUCAGACCCAUUUGUGUUAUUACGUAAGCUAUGCAUCACUUGUUGAAAUUGACAGUAUAAAACUGAAAGAUGCUAUUACACAUUUAAUUUUCUUUUUUUUUUUCGAAAACAUAUUAUAGAUAUAGUAUCUGUUUCUUUUUGGUUUUUCUUCUCGGGUUUGUUGGUAUAAUUUACCAUCUCGAAGUAAGUUGACAAGCUUCAAGUAGCUAUUCUUUUUUACCUUUAGUUGUUAGUAUAGAUGUAAGCCAGCUCUUCCGGUUCAGUGUAGUCCCAUGUAUACGCUGUGUACGCAGAACUGACCCCCCUGCCUUGAAGGGGAAAGAGCCAGCAUACACUUUGUACCAAUAUUUACUUGCGUUGGAUCAAAGGCCUAAAAGCACAUCAUUGGUUUGGUUUUUGAUGUGUCAUUAUAUUCAUUUAUAGUUGCUGAACUAUUUGCUGAUUGCUCUAUCAAGUCCAUAAUUCUUAUUUAUUCUGUCCGUCUGCUCUAUUUUCAUUGAUUUAAGCAGGUAGGAAUCCAUGAACUAAUGGAGUCUAAAGGUGGGAAGAAGAAGUCUAGUAGUAGUUCCUUAUGUUACGAAGCUCCCCUAGGUUACACUAUUGAAGACGUUCGACCAAACGGUGGAAUCAAGAAAUUCAGAUCAGCUGCAUACUCCAACUGCACUCGCAAGCCAUCCUGAGAUUUCCCGUGUUUUAGAAUAAACCACCAGAGGUGGUUCCAGUAUUAAGUAGUUUAAAUUUAGAAUUCUGUUCUUCUCAACACUUCUUCUUCAUCCCUCAUCCUCGUUACGCUCUCCAAAAAGUAAUCCUUCCUGAACACACUCUUUCAAGCAAGAUGGAAUUGCCGGUUUCUGCCAUCGGAUUUGAAGGUUACGAAAAGAGACUUGAGAUUUGCUUUUUCGAGUUAGGAAACUCUUAUGGCCCUGGUUGUGGCCUACGGUCCCUCUCCAAAGAUCAAUUGGAUGAAAUUCUGACACCUGCUGCAUGCACCAUAGUGUCUUCAUUGGCAAAUGAUGAAGUGGACUCUUAUGUCCUUUCAGAGUCCAGCCUCUUUGUCUACGCUUACAAGAUCAUAAUCAAAACUUGUGGCACCACAAAACUGCUGCUCUCGAUCCCACCCAUUCUUAAGUUAGCUGACGCACUUAACCUGAAAGUGAAGUCUGUGAGGUACACACGCGGUAGUUUCAUCUUUCCUGGAGCUCAGCCAUUCCCACAUCGCCACUUCUCCGAAGAAGUGGCUGUACUUGACACAUAUUUCGGCAAGCUUGGUGCAGGCAGCAAUUCAUAUGUGAUGGGCAAUGCUGAUAAACAACAGAACUGGCAUGUCUAUACUGCUUCAGCUGAACCUGCCGAUGCCAAUAAUGUGAAUCCAGUUUAUACACUGGAGAUGUGCAUGACUAGCUUGGACAAGAAAAAGGCAUCCGUAUUUUUCAAGACUCAAUCUAGCACUGCUGCUGAGAUGACUGAAGUUUCAGGCAUUCGGAAGAUUCUUCCAGAAUCAAACAUAUGUGAUUUCGACUUUGAUCCCUGUGGUUACUCUAUGAAUGCUGUUGAAGGCUCCGCAAUCUCCACAAUUCACAUAACCCCUGAGGAUGGAUUCAGCUAUGCAAGUUUUGAAGCAGUGGGUUACGAUUUCAGAGCUGUUGACUUGUCUGCAAUGAUCGAGAGGGUGUUGUCCUGCUUUGGACCUGCAGAGUUCUCCGUGGCAUUACACUGUGACCUUCUCGGGAAGGAACUUUACACCGAGUCUGGCCUGGAUAUCAUCGGAUAUGUGUCUGGAGAAAAGACCACUGAAGUGCUUGGUAAGGGAGGAUCGCUUACGUACCUCACAUUCAGCAGCGGUGGUAGCUGCGGAUCCCCCAGGUCUAUCCUUAAUAACUGUUGGAGUGAGAACGAGGAUGAGGAAAUGGAGAAGAUAUGUUAGUGAUAAAUAUGUCUAAUUCUCCUUUUUAGUAUGCUAAACUAUAGUAGUAAUAUUGGUUUUUGGUCUUUUAAUUCAGUUCUGUGGUGUGGUUUUUGGCUUUUCUGUUACUAUAUAAUAUUCAGUUGUCUGGUGUGUGCAAUAAAAAAACCUUUUGGGAGAACAUAUAUAAAAUAUCGUCAUUUUGAUUAUAAUA
Molecule: messenger RNA, 3047 nt
Organism: Solanum pennellii
Lineage: Eukaryota; Viridiplantae; Streptophyta; Magnoliopsida; Solanales; Solanaceae
Product: S-adenosylmethionine decarboxylase proenzyme-like
Exons: 3
Coding region: 1766-2854 (362 amino acids)
Biological process (GO): spermine biosynthetic process; spermidine biosynthetic process
Cellular component (GO): cytosol
Molecular function (GO): adenosylmethionine decarboxylase activity
Source: RefSeq, a predicted model, not a curated record